AUGGUGUACAAUUCGUUGACGGAGGCUCCUCGCAACCUCAAGGAGGGCAUUGACUGGCUGAUGGCCGUGAAGGGAACUAAUAUUAUGAAAACCUCGAAGGCUAUGGGCGCCGCACUUCACAAAUUCCUCGGAAUUGUUAAACUUAUUUCCAUGGAGUUUUUGGAGCAAGAGGAGCUUAAGGACCAGAAAUUCGUAAAAAAAGUGCUGGAGAUGAUCAAUGGGUCCACGGAUAGAAAACCCGGAGAUUUCGCUAAAACCAUGGGGAGCAAUCCUGAUGCCGUCGCACAGAACUUACGUUAUGUUGUGGAUGGGUGUGAGAAGUUCUUGAACCAUAUCAAAAACCCUGACCAGUAUAAAUCCGCUUACAGCCCAGAAGUGACGUGGGAUGCGUCGUGUUCGGCAAGCCCGGAAGAUUGCGCAGCGGUCUUCGUGGGAAUGGCCCCAAUGUUAUACGCAGGCUUACUAUCUUUGUGGGAUGCGGGCCGUAGUAACCCCUUGAAAUGGCUGAAGCGUAACAAGAAGAGUCUGGCAGAGGUUUUGAAAGCCGUGGGCUACGAUGAGCCGGAAUGCCGCACUCCCAUAACUGCGUCAAAUGUAAUCAAUUCGUUGAGGAAUGUGGAUAAAGAGUCAUUGGACAGGCUCUACAAUCUAGCCGGAUUCUAG
This is a messenger RNA of Babesia ovata, 663 nucleotides long. RefSeq lists its product as uncharacterized. The coding region runs from base 1 to 663 and encodes 220 amino acids. NCBI's taxonomy places the organism in Eukaryota, Apicomplexa, Aconoidasida, Piroplasmida, Babesiidae. The transcript has a single exon. The record is from RefSeq and is a predicted model, not a curated record.